Molecule: messenger RNA, 522 nt
Organism: Kogia breviceps (pygmy sperm whale)
Lineage: Eukaryota; Metazoa; Chordata; Mammalia; Artiodactyla; Physeteridae
Gene: TNFSF18
Product: TNF superfamily member 18
Biological process (GO): T cell proliferation involved in immune response; regulation of T cell proliferation; tumor necrosis factor-mediated signaling pathway
Cellular component (GO): cell surface
Molecular function (GO): tumor necrosis factor receptor superfamily binding
Source: RefSeq, a predicted model, not a curated record
AUGAGUUUGAGCCACGUGGAGAAUAUGCCUUUAGGCCAUUCAAGUCCUCAAGGAGCACAGAGACCAUCCUGGAAGAAAUGGCUACUCUACUCAACAAUAGUUAUUUUGCUAUUACUUUGCUCCUUCAGUACACAAAUCUUUACUUUUCUUCCACUCAAGACUGCCAGUGGGCCCUGUAUAGCGAAGUUUGGACCAUUACCUUCAAAAUGGCAAAUGCCCUCUCCUGAGCCUUCUUGUGUGAAUAAGACAGCUGACUGGAGGCUGAAAAUACUUCAGAAUCGUUUGUAUUUAAUUUACGGCCAAGUGGCUCCCAAUAGAGCCUACAAGGGGCGAGCUCCUUUUGAGGUGCUGCUAUGUAAGAAUGAAGACCCCAUACAAGCUCUAACGAACAACUCUACAAUUCAGAAAGUAGGAUUAUUACAUCUCCAUGCUGGAGAUGUAAUAGACUUGAUAUUCAACACUGAACAUCAGGUUCUAAAAAAUAACACAUACUGGGGGAUCUUUUUGCUAGCAAAUCCCUAG